AUGGCUGAUCCAAACUCUGGAGAUGGCUGGAAUGACAAAUGGGGCGACAAUUCGUCCGGCGGCCGAGUAAGUGAAAGCAGCACUUCGACAAUCGUGUCUGAUUCUAACAAUGACUCUUCGAAGAAUCCCUCCGACCAAGAUGCCACCGGUCUUGAAUCUUCUCCUCUAGUUGUCAAACCCCUUCCAUCAGUCGAUCUCAAAUCCCUCUCGGCUGCAUUUGGAACUCAAUUUGUGAUCCCAGAAAAUGCACAGGGCGCGUCCUUCACCAAGAAAGCCGCCACAAAAGCUUUCGACAUUGCUAGCGGUGAGACGGAGCGCACCGAAAAGCCCAAGCACUCAAGCUCCAGAAUUACCCAAAAGGGCUUCAAAGCCAGGCCACCUCGAGAAGAAAAACCUGGAAAGGAAGCAAAGGUCUGGGAAAACAAGAAUGCGAAUGUCGAAGAGCAGGGACCGAUCACAGUGUUCGACGAGGCAGAUUUUGGUGUGCUUGAAAUUGAGACCAUACAUGGCAUCGAAGCCUACGCAGCUGGUACUCCAUGGCCAUGCACCAUUCUCAACCUCCAGACAGGGGAACAGCUUCACGGAAUCGACUCGGACGUGAGAAUUUCCUUCAUCUGCGACAAGCACAUCUCACACAUCCAAGUUAUUAUCGCAAAGUCGUCCAAGGCCUUCCCUGAAGUCGCUGACUACCGUGUCGUCAUGCGUUUCAGUGCCGAUGCCAUCAAUAAGAUGACAAUCGCCCAGGUUGAGCAUGAAGAUUUCCAAAACCUGGCUCCCACAUUCAAUCGCUGCUACGCGCUCUUGAUUGCAUAUGAGCUCAGCGAGUUGAACUGUGAAUCUUUGCUCGUCCCCAACUCAGCUCCGCAAGUUCAAGGUCUCAAAGAUCAUAUCAAAGCAAAUCUCCCUUUGGUAUUUCACAUCUGCGGUUCGGAGCAUACGUAUGCGAACUAUGCCGCUCUACACCAACAACUUGCUGUUGAUCAAUCCAUCCAUCCCAUGACCAAGUGGAUCUGUCCCGGCAAAUCAAGAUUCGUUAUCCAGAAAGAAGAGUUCAUCCCAAAGAAUCAACGCCCCGAACAUUGUGUCGUCGCAGCCAAAAACUCGUACUUCAACUACGACGAGCUACUCGUUACGCAAUGCAUCGGUGACCUUCAAGAGCAAGAAUAUGUUCUCUCUCAAUUGUCCACAUAUGAGAAAAAGUUACACGAUCUCUACAUCCUCGAGCUGGUCAAGGGUGGAAAUCGUGCAUUCCUCGGCGUUCUGGAUGUUCCCGUCGAAGAUCAAAUCCGUCUGCAAGCUGGGGAUUCCUUGUACAUUCACGAUCCCGCAAUCGAAGACGAUGACGACUGUAAGCUCCAUGCUACUGUCGCUGAAGCCAUUCCUGGUCUACCCUCUACUCUGAUCCCUCUUCAUGUCACAAACUACUACGACAUGGAGAACGAUAGUUUCGGACAUCCAAGCUUGACGGUCAAACCCAUACCACUCGCGGCACAAGACGAUCUUGUCAAGAAUCUCAAAGCCCUUCGAGCCAGUCCCAAGAUGAGAGUCAAGAUCGUUUUCGACAAGAAUGAACAAGUCUACAAAGACAAAGUUGUCGGUAUGGCUUUGCUGAAUAAGUGGUUCUCCGAAGGCUCUGCCCUUGCUGUUGCCUUUCAGCAGCUCAUUAUCGGAAACAACAUUGAAGCCGUUCCUACCUUCAACAUCUUUCAGCCUAUUCUUCCCUAUGUCUCUAACCCAAAGGAGGUCAUGCAUACACUCAACGAAGGUCAAUCCCGAGCCAUCGAUCACUGUAUGAAUGCUCCAGCCGGCGCUGCGAUCAUUCAAGGUCCACCAGGCACUGGAAAGACCUAUGUCGGCACCGAAAUUUCGCGCCCUUUCGUCAGAGCUGGACUGUCCGAUGUUCACGUCCUCGUGGCUUCCAAUGCUAACACCCCUAUCGACGCCUUCGCCCUCCGUCUGCAUAACAUGAUUAUGAGCGAAAACAACCCCAACGCAUAUCUCAUUCGCAUCUUCUCUUUCUCAACCGAAAAAGAAAUUGCCACACGAACCGCAAAGUUGGAAGCGAGAAAGGCUGGCAUCAUACCAAAACAUCGUCCUACACUUGUUGAAGAUCUCCAGCCGGAAGAGAGAGAAGCUUUUGAGUGUCUCCGUUUCUCCAUGGUUGCCUAUGAAAAUUACAAGCGCGAGCAUACCUUCGAAGUCGAGCUCGUCCCAGAUGAUCGUGUCACGGAGAAAUGUCUUAAGUUUGCAGUCGGCACUCGCAUGCUGCAAGUCAUCGGAAAGAUUCCAGCCGGCAAAGGCGAUCCUACUCCACAACCGCAAGAAUUCCAUGAGUUUGUUUCCCUCUACCAACAAGUAUGCAAUGGGACCGAGUUGACUCGCGAUACAAGAGCCAAAUUCAAAGGCGAGCUCAAGAGGCUUAUGAACCAUGUCAUCCACAAUGCAACCAUCAUCUGCACGACUGCUUCUCUUGCCAUACAGUACAAAUAUGCAAGCGCCUGCAGUGACGUUGUCAAACUGGUCAUUCUUGAGGAAGCCGCUCGCACCGAACAAUCUGAAGCUCUUUCCCUUCGCGCAAAUUACCCUCAGGCAACUGGGUUCGUUCAGAUUGGUGACAUUCAGCAACUGCGGACCUUUGUUGCAGCUUCUCCCGAGGACGGACACUUCAUUGCUCAACUCUUUCGCUCUCUCAUGUAUCGUUGGGUCUCAGGUGGUGCCCCCUCCGCCAUGCUCACUGUUCAACAUCGCAUGGACCGUGACAUCGCCGGCCCUCCAAACGAGCUCUCAUACGGAGGCAAGCUCACAAACCAUGAGUCUGUCAACCUAGAGCAUCGUCCGUUCACUCGAGACGUUCGUGCCUGGAAUAAGGAGAGGUUUGGCCGUGAACGCACCGCAAUUCUCAUUGAUAUCCAAGGAACUACCACCAGUGAAUCCCCAACAAAGUCUCGAUACAAUGAAGUCUUCGUCAAGUACGGUAUCAACCUCGCAAAGGAUCUUGUGGACAGAUUUCCCGAUAAAUCAGUCAGCAUCUUCGUUUACUAUGGCGCACAGUACCUUCUCUAUCUCGCCGCCUUCGACCGGUUGAGGCUCACUGACGAGAAAUAUGACAAGAUCUACAUUGACAAGGUCGACAGAAUCCAGGGCGUGGAGUGCGACUUUGUAAUUACCGACAUGCCUGUUCGUGGAAGAGGAGGCUUCUUGAAUGAACUCAAUCGCCUUAACGUUGCUCAUACUCGUGCUAGAUAUGGCUUCUACUACAUCAUCGACAAAGACGCGAUCAACAAAACCAAAUCUAAUCGCAUCAUGAGAGUUGUCAAGUCGUACAUGAAGUCCGGUCUUAGACACGCAAUCACAGCAAAUGACCAAGCCGAGAACCCAAUCAAAUGCCCUUUCUUCGAAGAAAACAUGGUCGACUUUAGCUCAGAAACGGCAACCUUACCUGGAGGCGACGGCUGGGACGCACCACAAGACGAACCUGGACCCCUUACAUCUAAGGACGAGGAAGAAGCAGCUUUGCUUGAGGAAGAGAUGAAGGAAAUCGAGAAUGCUGAAGACCAGGUUCAUGAUGAGAAGGAAACCAAGAAUGCUGAAGACAAGAUUCAGAAUCAAGGACAGGAGGUUGACCUGAAUGACUGGAAUACCAUGCCGCUUUCCAAUCCACCCUGGGCCUGGUAG
Fonsecaea multimorphosa CBS 102226 is the source of this 3675-nucleotide messenger RNA. RefSeq lists its product as uncharacterized. The record is from RefSeq and is a predicted model, not a curated record. The coding region runs from base 1 to 3675 and encodes 1224 amino acids. NCBI's taxonomy places the organism in Eukaryota, Fungi, Ascomycota, Eurotiomycetes, Chaetothyriales, Herpotrichiellaceae. Gene Ontology annotation, molecular function: 5'-3' DNA helicase activity. The transcript has a single exon.